GCUGCCAGCGUUGUCUGCUACAUUUAGCUUAAUGUUCCGGCUUUGCGCAGUAGUAACUUCCUUUUUCGUGUUUGGGGAAGACAACGUGUGGCAAAUGAAGAUGUGGCUAACUGGUGUGUUGCUGACGAUCAUGCUACUGGCUGUGGGCCAGGCUGAUGAGGAUACCGAGGCUCGCCUUCUUGCCUCCAAGUCGAUCCUCAACCAGUAUCUCGUGGAGGGCAAACACCUCACAGUGGAAUACAAGAUUUAUAACAUUGGUGGCAGUGCGGCCCUUGAUGUUCAACUAGCAGAUGAUGGUUUCCCCGAGGCUGAUUUUGAUAUUGUACGAGGCAACCCUAAAGUGUCGUGGACUCGCAUUGCUCCAAACACAAAUGUCACGCACGCUAUCAUUCUACGGCCAACCAAAUCAGGAUAUUUCAACUUCACUGCAGCCCAGGUUUCUUACCUGGCAACAGAGGAGGCAAAGGAGAAACAGCUUGGCUACACAAGUGCUCCAGGAGAAGGUGCGAUUGUAAACAAAAAAGAAUUUGAGAGAAGAUUUUCCCCUCAUGUGCUGGAUUGGCUAGUGUUUGCGGUGAUGACUCUUCCGUCCCUUGGCAUUCCAUUUCUUCUUUGGUUCGGCAGCAAGAAAAAAUAUGAUACACCAAAACCCAAAAAGACUCAAUGAUUUUUUUUUAUCACAUUAAACUCAUUCAUCUUUUUAAAUUGAAGUGUCAUGUUUUGUUUAAUUUUCUUGUUGACCUGUCAGUAUAGGUCUACACUAAGACAUUUAUGACUUUUAAAAAAUUUUAACUUCACAAAACUUUUCUGCAUUUGUUUGCUUUAAAAAGGAAUAGAUAUUUGGCAUAAUGAAAAACGUGUAUGAAAAUAUAUUAUUAUUGUUUUACAUAUUAACAUCGGUUCGCGUAACAUAACAAAAACAAAUUUAGUUUACCCAGUAAAUAUGACAAAUUGCCAUCAAUGUGUCUAGAUUACGGUAUCUCAUUUUUAAUGUGAGGUUGAAGACGAAUGCUGGAACAGCCAUGGGUGCCAGUUGCACCUAAAUCACUCUGUGUGACUUCCUGAUUGUAUGUUCUGAUUAUGUUUGUGAAUGCAUGUGUUAAACUGUGUAUGCAUGUGUUAAACGUGUGUAUGCGUGUGUUUUUAGGACAUUGAUAUGUAUGUAAAGCAGGGACUCUGGGCUCCCAACCCCAAUACUGCUAUAUUAUUUGGGACCAUAUAUUUUUUUAUAAUUUAAUUUUAAUUGCCUCGUUAAAAAUACAGCAAAGAACUUAGCGUUGUAAAAAAUAUUGCAUAACGUGCUCCGUUGCAAAUUGUAAUAACAAGAUACCUAUACCAAAAUCAAAACCAUAUGUCUGCACAAGAAAGAGUCGAAAAGGGAUUUUGGCAAAGUCGUGAUUGCUUCCAUGAGCUACUAUCGGAUACAUCGUCCACAGGAUUGCUUGCAAAGUCUGCUUGUGUUGAUAUUCUGUUACUCAAAGCUAACUGUGCGUUCUUGGAUUGUGAUUGAGAUUACAGGUAUACUUUGAUGUAUAUUCACAAAAUUCACGCGAUGUUAAGCGAUCCUGAAUUGACAUCUUCUAUCACGACUUCACUGUCAAUGCUAAUGAAACUUAAUUUGAGCUUUUUAACUUCCACUUUCAUACAAUUUCCAAGCAAUAUAUUUGAAGUGCAAUUAAAGUGAUCAUUAUAAUUGUGUGUAAAUAUUACAGAAUCGCGAUUUCUUCAGCACGGAGCCGGUUUAAGGAUUCGCGGGGCCUGUAGCACAAAUAACAGUGCCUUCACAUCAUCGUGGGGCCUUCUGAAGCGCGGGAACCGCAGCGCGUGCUACGUGUGUUACUAUGAUAAACCGGCUGUGUUUCAGCAUAGUUGCAUUCACUUCAUAUGAGUACAGUAGUGACAUCGCGAUGACUGAAGGAAAUAAAUUUAUUAAACAUUUCAGUUAGGUCUAUUUGUAUAAUAAUGAACGAUAUUUUUUGUUCAUGUUCAUACGAACUCGUUAUUUCAUAUUACAGUAUAUUGUAUAAUCAUGGUGACUUCUCUCAAGCCGAACUAGGGGAUGAAAAUAUUGAUGUUUUAAAAUUAUUAUUAAUAAUAUAAAUGAUAUUUGCGAUUGUAGUUGAUUGGAUUGUAAUUGUUGUUUGUGAGAAUGUUUUCAUUUUGAUUAAACAAUUGGUACAUGA
Messenger RNA from Gigantopelta aegis, 2183 nucleotides. RefSeq names its product translocon-associated protein subunit beta-like. Bases 32 to 667 code for a protein of 211 amino acids. Lineage: Eukaryota; Metazoa; Mollusca; Gastropoda; Neomphalida; Peltospiridae. The transcript has 6 exons. Gene Ontology annotation, cellular component: endoplasmic reticulum; membrane. The record is from RefSeq and is a predicted model, not a curated record.